AUGGAUGUUGAGGAUGGGGCCCUGCUGGGAAAACAGAGGACUGAAGUGGAAAAGUUGGAGAGGUCUGUCGAUUCACCCGAGCCCUGCACAGUGAGAAACCCCGCGCCAACGGUUUCACAUGAAGGUGAGGUGAUUGAUGCGGCGAUGACGGCGUCUCUUGCGACCGGGCCGCUUUUCCUGAGCGGUCGAAUCUGCGCCUCUUCAAAGGCAAAGCAUACAACGACGAGCCGCGCCGAUCCGCCCCAGCCACACGGUAUGCACGUGGUUGACGCUUUCACCCCGUGCAACCGGCUUGGGACCGAGGGCGUGACACCCAAGCCCCGACGCACACGAACCGUGUCGGCGUCGACGAAGCCCCGAGAAGUGGGCGCACCGUACAAAGAGUCACACAGCAAGCGGUUUCGUGACCGUGUUAUGGGCGCACGAGAUGGUCUCUGUAAUGAUGAUCGGGUGCUUCUUCUUGCACGCGAGAAGGGUGAAUGCAUGGCUGAGCUACGAGAAAAAAGUGUGCAGAUCAAACGGCUUGAAGUGACCGUUCGUGCCCUGCGUGCGCAACUGGCACGAAGUACAUCCAAGAUUGGGGUCCCUCUUGCCGAGCACGAGAAAUUUACCGAUGAUGCACGAGUGUCGCGUCUCGUGGAUGAGAACAACGGUUUAGAAACGCGCUUGCGUGAGGCGAAUGCCAAACUCUCGACGUGGAAGCGUGAAGCCCGCGUCGCCCACCUGCAGGAGUUGAAAAUGGAGCUCGCAGUUUAUAAGGCAGAGGUGACUCGCCUCUUAUCCACGACGCAGGGCGGUCUGGAGAGGGAGUUGCGGAGGAGCUGCAUCGAGUCUCGCCUUCGCGAGGCUGUUGACGCGGCCAAAGCAAAAGAUGACGUCAUUCAGGAACUAAGGAGAAAACUUUCCGAGAAUGCUGCGGCAAUGGGACGCUCCUUAGAGAGUGCCAUGUUGAGCCAGAGUACUGUGGAUCAGCUGCAGGAAGAAAACAGAUCACUUUGCGAAGAGCUGCACGUGCUAAGGAAGGCGGCGGUUGAGCUAACGCACACAAGAGAAAAGUUGGAAUGUGCCCGUGCGGAGCUCAAGGAGGCAAGGGAGAGGUUUCAUGAGCUCAGGCGGCUUGUGGGAACAGUGGGUGGCCCUGCUGAGAUCUUUACCGUCAUCAAGGAGCGUGAUGCUCUGCUGAAUUUGUUGAAGGAGCAAAACGCGCGUGAGGAAGCUCAGAGACGGGAGUUUGCACGCCAACAGGCGGAUGCAAGGCAGAGCGCGGAGAAAUGUCUUCAAAAAGUCCUGCAGGAGGAGCGCGCCGUGGCUGGGGAAAAGGUGGCCCAACUUGGGCAUAGCUGCAUGAUGUGGAAGGAGAGUUAUGAACGCUUGGCACUCGGUGGUGCCACCGAGCGGGAUCGCCUCGAAACAGCGAUGCAGGCCGAAAAAGGAAGACAAGAAGAACGGCAGCGUGACUUGUGUUUGCUGCUGAGCAGAAUUCCGUUGCAUUCGAGCGAGCAGAGCCAACCAAGUGCGGCCCAUAUACCAGCUUCCUUGGAGCCACAGCCGGUCAAGGCGCUAACUGCGUCAGCGCGGUCCUCGUCCCAAACGGGCAUGUCAUCGACAUCAACCCUCUCAAAAUCGAAUUCGCCGUCUUCGAGAACUAAUCAUGUUGGCAGUGAUGACAAGAAAGGCAGAAACUCUCCUACAGGGGCGGUUCAGCAAGAGGGAAGUUGCCGUGGUAGCAUCAACAGCAAGGCUGGACGAGGAGGAGCUUCGUCAAGCCAACAAGCGUGCCUUGAAGGUGAGGAUUACAGUAACUCUAGUAGGCGCGCCAAGGCUCUUCAGGGGCCCUUCACUACCGCAGCCUCCGGCACCAGUGGAGGGGAUGAAAUCUCCACGAUUUUGGAAAAAGGAAGUCCCCGUCUGCCAGAGGCAGAAGAUGAAGUGGCAAACAUAGAAUCAAACGAACGUGGGAAUGAGCAGGGGGUUCCCCUCACUCCAUUGGAAGUUAGUGGCGCCGGUAAACCGACGUCAGUGCUCUCUUUAACGGGGAACAGAUCUGCAUUGUCAGACACCGCGUCAGUGCCUCUGGCUAGCGCCGACAGAAGCUCGGAGCCAUCUCUUCCAAUACAUGUCCAGGUGCCGCCGCCGCCGCCGGCUGUUGUACCCGCGCCUCCGGCCGAUAGCACUUCUUCUUCUUCUUCUGCUGCUGCUGACGGGGACACGGAUUCGGAGCCGUCUCUUACUAUACGUGUACAGAGGCCAUCCACGCCACGCAGUGGCGAGCGCAGUUCUGGGAACCAGUAUAGAGCGUCUCCUGUCUUUUUAGUUUCUGGCUUCUCUGACGUCGUCGGGGAUGCUACUGCUGAAGAGGUUCGCCCGAAAAAUCGCUAUCAAGAGGAGGAUGUGUGGGAAACGGUAAGCGCUGCUGAGGACGAGGAGUCUUUCACUGUGCACCAUGUAGGAUCAUGA
This is a messenger RNA of Trypanosoma conorhini, 2457 nucleotides long. RefSeq names its product putative flagellum transition zone component. The record is from RefSeq and is a predicted model, not a curated record. NCBI's taxonomy places the organism in Eukaryota, Euglenozoa, Kinetoplastea, Trypanosomatida, Trypanosomatidae. The transcript has a single exon. The coding region runs from base 1 to 2457 and encodes 818 amino acids.